CAAGGCAGCCACUCCAAACUGAGAAAUCAGUCGCCCGCGCUCUCUGAAAAAGGACAUGUUAAAGUUUAUCCUGCCUAACUUACACCCAGAGCUCUAUCAUUCCUUCCAUUCACCUCUGGAGACAAUGACUAUUGUCUGCGGGACCUCGCUGCUCCUGUUUGCAGACAUCGCAGCCACGGUCUCUUAGAAACUUAUGUUUGUGGAGGGCUGGCUCACCCUCGUGUUUUGGUAACAAAUAUCUCAGAGCAAAGACUCAAGUCGCAGAGGAAGAUGAAGGGCCUCUACCAGGCUGCUGGCCGGACCCUGCUUACUCUCGGGAGCCUCAGUGUCUUCUCGGGAGUCAUGGCCUUCUUCCCCGUCUUUUCCUGCAAGCUUUGGUACACAGGAUGGAGCGUUUGGAUCGCCUGUCCCAUCUGGAACGGGGCUUUGGCCGUCACAGCUGGGGCACUUGUACUGCUUGCUCAUAGAAAGUGGACCCAGAGACACUUGUGGGAAGCUGGCUUCACCUUCGUAAUUCUGAGCAUUCUGGGAUGUCCACUUCAUUUUGCAAUAGCCUUGGAAUCUGCCCUCCUUGGUCCAUAUUGCUUCUACUCCUUCUCAGCGGCUGCGGGGACCGGCUACGUUGGCUACGCAGUCACCUUUCCUUUCCCGUACACGAAGUUUCCGUCAGUCUGUGUGGACCCCCUCCACUAUGAAGAGUACCACCUGGCACUUCAAGCCCUGGACCUGGGCCUGAGCUUCACCCUCUUCUGUGUGUCCCUCGGCCUGUUCAUCAAGCUUUCUGCAAGAUUGUUGCAGAACGGACACAUACAUGUGAGUUCCAACAAAGGGAGACUGGGCCUCCCUCAGUCCUGAACAGUGAAGGACUGUGUGGGAUCCCCGCCUGGUCUCCCUCUAUCUGUUGCCAUGGUAACCAGGGUCCAGCUUAUAACUGGUUUAUUCCCCAAUAGUGGGCACCACUUGCCAGUUUCUUUCUCAACCUAGAACUUUAAAGCUGUGCAUAGGAAUAAAACAAUAGUCCAUAAAUACUCUCACCUCUUGGUAUUAUCUCCUUUUAGGUUUUUUUUUUUUUAAUUUUUAAAUAAACUGACAAUUUCAU
Messenger RNA from Peromyscus leucopus (white-footed mouse), 1099 nucleotides. It is a transcript of the gene Tmem212, whose product is annotated as transmembrane protein 212. NCBI's taxonomy places the organism in Eukaryota, Metazoa, Chordata, Mammalia, Rodentia, Cricetidae. The record is from RefSeq and is a predicted model, not a curated record. Bases 271 to 855 code for a protein of 194 amino acids. The transcript has 3 exons.